Molecule: messenger RNA, 1251 nt
Organism: Didymosphaeria variabile
Lineage: Eukaryota; Fungi; Ascomycota; Dothideomycetes; Pleosporales; Didymosphaeriaceae
Exons: 2
Coding region: 1-1251 (416 amino acids)
Source: RefSeq, a predicted model, not a curated record
AUGCAAGCUUCGACAAAGUCCAGCUGUACCGGCGAGCCUUCAGAAAAUCAAAACCAACUCCGGGACCGAAGCGAUGCAGAGCUCAAGCCGGCGUUUCAGGAACUAGACCCUUACAACGCUCCAGGCGGCCCAUCAUCUCGCGAUGAUAAGCAUUAUGACUCCACUACAUUGCCCCUGAUAUCGCAGAAAACCAAUCCAGUGGUCACUACACGAAGCCAUGCUAACCUUCAGCAACUUUUGCGCGGCGAGUCCAUCAAGACGACUAUGGAGAACAUCAACCUCUCGCUCGGUCGCUCUUCUUCCCGUCGGCUGUCUGAUCGAUCGGGUACAUAUCCUGUGCGUGCUCGUCCCGAUCAUCGAGAAACGGAAUCUACCAUUGUGCCUAGCCGUGUGAUAUUCGAGCCAUCUGUUGGCACGAACUCGGCACCGCCAACGUCAGCAGCUCCGACCGCGCAGCCAUUGAACCCAAUUGCUAACUUCGAGGGCCUCCCUGGUGAACUUAGAAACUACGUAUACCACCUGCUGUUCGCGGAUUGUCCUACUACAUUGGCGUUGCGAGAAAACCGUCUGCACAACCUGACCGCGGUGCCUGACCGGAAACCAUACCUCAAGCUACUUCCUGGCCUGGCCUACACAAAUCGCGGCGUGUACAACGAGAUCGCGACAGUCUUUCUCCAAGACCGUACUAUGGAGAUAAGCGUGCUUGCUGACCUUUAUUACCUCGAGGACGUACUAGAGCAACUCCCAGGCCAGAAAGGUUGGAACAGUGUGAAAUGCAUGGAGUUCACCAGGUUCGCAGAUCUCGCUACGUCGCCGGCCCGCACGCGCGAACUAUUCGACUGUAUAGCCCGAUGCCGCAACGUCGAGCAGCUCACGCUUCAGAUCAAGCUCGACUUGCUCCACAUGCCCGAACACGGUGCCGCAUACCGGCAGCUCGCCUUCCUCAACGGCACGCCUGGUGUCAAGACGCCGGAACAGGUCGCCGCAAAUUACGAGCUUGACCUUCUGUUUGACCUACCCCGCCUUCGGAAGCUCACCAUGAUCUGCGAAUGGCAUCGUGAUGGCCCCGUCCGCUGCACCCCACGCACGAUGGCUACCUUCUGGGAUUUACAGGAUUGGAUCGCUCAGGGCUUCACUACCAAGGCUGAUAACAUCAAGGAAGUCUUCAAGUUGUUGCCGUUCAACGACUCGAAGCAGCUAGGUGCUUGGACCGUGAGGCUCCAGCGCGGUCAGAGCAACAAUGCGGUCUGA